AUAUUUCGUGUAUAAAUCUACAGGUUUGUGGAUUACUUCGCGAAAUAUGCCCAAGUCAAAUCGCUUCGCUGCGAGCGCUGCGGAAGGUGCGGCAGCAAAACGGCUGAAAGUUUUAGCGAGCGGAGAUGCUCGUGACUUUGCGGACGUGAACUCGGACGUUGGAGGAACUAUGGCGAAGAAUUCUCUGGAUUCGGAUGAAGAAGACUAUGAUUCGGAUGGACCCGCUGUUGGUAGCAAAUACGAUGUCGAUGUUGACAGUGGUGAAGAAGAUGCCACAAUUGAUUUUGACGACGGAGUGAAGAUAACUCCUUUCAAUAUGAAAGAAGAAUUGGAAGAAGGGCAUUUCGAUGCCGAAGGCACCUACCAUGUAAACAAGGAAGAUGAAAUAAAGGAUAAUUGGCUUGAAAACGUUGAUUGGACUCGUGUUCGAAAGCCUGAGAAAGCAGAAUCAAGUGAUGACGAAGAACUGCCCGAGAAGUUUGAUUCCGCGUCAUGUUACGAGCAAAUGAUGAAGUUGAUGGAACCAGGUGAAACUGUAUCGGCUGCGCUGAAGAGACUGGGUGGCAAGAAGACGAAAAAGAAACCGUUGACAUCUUUGGAAAGAUUGCGUCGGAAAAAACUCGGCUUACCUUUAGAUGAAGAUGAUCCCGAUGAUUCGAAACGAGCUGCCUUCAUAACUCUCACAGGUCUCGCGGAUUCUGCAUUGACAAAUCUUGGGUUCAUGGAUGUAUACGACGAAACCUAUGAAUCAUUAAAUCUUAAAAUUAAGAAGGAAACGCAAACUGCCGCCGUAGAUGCUGUUGACAUGUUUUCAGACGAACCCGGGCCAUCAACAGUGCAAUUUUCCGAACCGUCGGAAGAGGAGAAGAAAGCUGAAUCCGUGAAAUGGAUGUAUAAGUUUGAUUCAAAACCAGACGAAAUUCUUGGCCCUCUAGGUUCUGCCGAAAUGUCAGAAAUGCUUGCCACGUGUGGUGAGGAACACACAACUGUGCGAGUUCGUCGGGUGGAUAAAUCUGAAGGCCCGUGGUACAGCGCUGUUCGGGUUUCAUUCGUGAUUCGGGACGAGGUGGAGAAGCAACACCGAGCGGGAGUGAAUUCCUUGCAAUUCGAUCCCUGCCUCAAUCGUUUGUACUCUUCGGGACGUGAUGGUAUCAUUCGAAUAUGGAAUUGCAAUAAUAAUAAGGAUCCAUAUGUUUCAUCUAUGGAACAUCACACCGAUUGGGUCAACGAUAUCAUAUUGUGUUGUGGAGGCAAAAAUUUGAUAUCGGCAAGUUCCGAUACCACAGUGAAGGUAUGGAACGCGCAUAAGGGGUUCUGCAUGUCAACACUACGUACUCACAAAGACUACGUGAAAGCUCUUGCCUACGCUAAGGACAAAGAACAUGUUGCUUCCGCCGGCUUGGACAAAGCCAUAUUCCUCUGGGACGUCAACACACUCACUGCCCUUACAGCGAGCAAUAAUACAGUCACUACUUCUUCGCUGAACGGGAGUAAAGACUCUAUCUACAGCUUGGCCAUGAACCAAGCGGGAACGCUGAUUGCCGCGGGUUCUACGGAAAAGUUGAUUCGACUAUGGGAUCCUCGAACUUGUGCCAAAAUUAUGAAGCUAAGAGGUCACACUGACAAUGUUCGUGCUUUGCUCAUUAACCGCGACGGGACCCAGAUCUUGUCGGGAAGUUCAGAUGGAACGAUUCGAUUGUGGUCCAUCGCUCAGCAGCAAUGCAUCGCUACAGUGCGGGUUCAUUCUGGAGGCGUGUGGACGCUGCAGAGUGAUGACAACUUCAAUUCUUGUUUCUCCGCUGGAAAGGAUCAUUGCGUUUACUAUUCUGAUCUGUCUCGGACGGACGAAAGUGUGCUAGUCUGCGAAGAGAGUGCGCCAAUUUUGAAGAUUUGCUUGAUGCCCGAUAGGGAGUCGCUCUGGAUUGCCACUUCCGAGUCUGAUAUUAAGAAAUGGUCGCUGAAAAAUUUGAAAUCCGAGGACGGCGAUGACUUGUCCGGGUCGGAAUGCCCCAUCAGUCAUGGUGAUGAUGAUUUGAACGGGGCUGGAAUGAGGAAUGGCUCGAUUUCAUCAAAAUCUCGUCAAAGAGGUUAUUGCCCGGUAGCUGAGCCCAGUUGGACAAUUGCUGGAGGGUCGAGCAUUCGUGCUUACCACAUCCUCAACGACAAGCGACACGUGUUGACCAAAGACACUGCUGGGAAUGUAGAACUUUUUGAUGUGCUGAAGGCUGUGAAACUUAGCAAUUUGGGAAAGAUCGAUUUCGCGGAAGAAGUGAGAAGAAGGAAUCCAAUGGUUGCUGUUCCCAGUUGGUUUUCAGUUGAUUUGAAAACAGGGAUGCUCUGCAUUCACCUCGCACAAGAUGAAAACGAUUGCUUCUCUGCUUGGGUUUCUUCGAGAGAAGCUGGAAUCGCUUUAAAUGAUGGUCCGGAUCAGAAAGUCAAUUACGGCGGACUGUUGCUUUCGGCAUUGCUCGAACACUGGCCUAGAACGUUCAUGGAAAGCGAGGAAGACGAGAAGAUAGUAUUGAAAGGAAAUCCAUAUUUUAAAGUUCCACUUCAUACCCCGGUGAUAUUUAGUGAGGUUGGUGGGCGAACAUUGUACCGAUUGCUUGUUCGAGACGCUGGUGGGGACACUGAGUGUCUCUUGCUGAAUGAAACAGUCCCACAUUGGGUUCUGGACGUGGUCAUCGAUCGUAAUUCUCCUCGUUUCCACAAAAUCCCCUUCUUCUUGGUUCCGCAUCCUUCGUCAGGAAUAAAAGUUGCCAAGAAGGAUCGGUUGAUUGCGAACGACUUCAUUCAGAUUAGGAAAGUAAUGGAGCACGUUUACGAGAAGGUCAUGCCUACGACAGGAGUCAAUAUGGGCUCGUUGGGGUCUGCUUCAAGUCAGCAACAAUCGUCUACAUCUGGUCCUCAGUACCAAGCAACAAAUUAUGCCGGACAAAAUGGUGGUGCCAAUGGAUCUGGUGAUCCUGAUGAAGGAGAUGCUGCGAGUAGAACCAGUUCACCUCCGAAAAAUAGUGGGGACGACGAAACCUCAUCCCUUGCAGAAGAACGAAUUGAAAUAUUCUGCGAUGGACAGACCGAUCAAGUGACAUUCCAAGAGUUCGGCUCUCGCACAAACUCUGUUGCGCCAGUCGUUGAACCUUCGCCCUUAAAAAUUACUUCCGUCUUCAGCGAAAAUUGUUUAUUCGCUAAUAUGUUUUGCAUUCGACGCUGGACCGGAGGAAAAUCGUCGUUGCAGCGCAUUCCGAUACGCCAGUUUGUUAAAAAUAUUUACCUGAACGUUCGGCUUGCAAUUCUCGAACGUGUGGAAGCCAUUGUCAUUGAUGGAUCUCGGAAACGGUUUUUGGAGCGAGUUUCGAAGACUGCUUUUGCGCCGAUGGAUAUGAUGGAAGUUGAGAAUGUAGCCCCGAAAGUGGAACCGACAAAGCCUUGUGAAUGGGUUUCACCGUUCAAGUAUUUUGUGGAAACGUGUCGCGAGAUGCAUUUGGCUCGACAUCCUGGGCAGCCCGUGGACGUGAAUGAAAUCAAAACGAAAUGUCGCGAGCGCUGGAAGACGAUGACCGAUGCUCAAAAGUCCCGUUUCGUGAGCAUGUCGGACAAGGAUAAGGUCAGGUUCGAUUCGGAGAUGAGGGAAUACAACAAGUUUGCCCCGACGGUCAUUGAGGACAAGCCGCCAGCGACUGAAUCUGAGUCUGAGGACCUUAUCGUUCCCGCUCAUGAGACCAAGAGCAACAAGAAAGUUGGCGGAAAAAAGACCAACAGCCCUAAAAUCCCUAAACAAGCCGUUGACGAAAAGCCCAAGAAAACCCGUGCCAAGAGGGAGGAAGGAUUACCGAAGCGAGCCAAAACGGCGUACAUGUUUUUCAUGAACACAAGUAGGGCGGAGUUUUGCGAUCACGCACGCAGCGUGUCUCGUGACGUUAUUAAAGAUUUGGGAAAGCGGUGGCAUUCACUCACGCCAGAAGAAAAGAUUCCUUAUGAGAAUUUGGCAGAACAGGACAAAGAACGAUUCAAAAAGGAGAUGGAGAUUUACGAGAAGAAGAAAGCGGAAAUGAUGGUGAUUCAGAAUCAUCAGCCGAUGGACGAAGAUGGUGAUCAGAACAACGACGGAAACUCCGUGAACGAAUUUGGCGACGACUGAAACUGUGCUGAAAAAUUUGGUGGCCGUGUAGACAAAGUGGAAAUUUUUUUUUCGAGCUGUGCAACGAAAAGCUUUUUUUUCUGCCCAUUACAUUCGGUGUAAUCCUGGUGCCAGAAGUUAUUUGUGAGGGUGAUCAUGAAGCACAGGUUGGUGAUUUUUUUUGCGCGUGUAUUGGGAGAAGGUGAAAAUUUCUGCCCCGCCGUGAGGUUAUGUUACCCUGUUUCCGGGCCACUGCUUCCAACAGUUCUUUCCAACAAUCCCCGGAGUCUGCGAUCUCUUCAAAUCAUUUUUUUGUAGAUUUUUCUUCUUACUCGUGAUUUGACACCGAUUGGUUGAUAGUACUGAUUCGUAAAAGUGAAAUUAGCGCGAAGUGAGUCGGAAACACGGUUCGAACUUUGGUAAGAUUUUUUUUUUUGGGAUGGGGCAGGAUCGAUGCUCGUGGAGUCUGUUCCACUGUAGAAAGCGCGACAUUUUGAGUCUCUGAAUCGGAUUUGAUGAUGAAUCUUGAGUUAGAUCUAUGUCGGCUGAUUUUUUUUGCGGUUAGUAUAUUAAUGUGCAUUGUGGAUUGCUUCUCGGUGUCGUGCUUCGAGAAAUUCAGCCAAAGUUUGAACUGAGUGGCUCAUCUGAACUUCAGCGCAAGUAACUCGAGUGCUUGGGUAACAUUAAACGAAGUGUUGCUGUACAGCUAAGUAAUGAAGCGGUCAACAAGGUGCCCUGAACGCGGCUUUGGAACAAUUGAAGAAAACAGCUGCUAGGUUAUCCUCGAUCCAAAACUCAGGUUUUUUUUUUAUAGUGUCCUCAUUGAAUCUCCAGAGUUGAUCUCUCAUCUGGUUUUAUUUCGACAUCCGAGAAUCCUCUUCAUUCCCACCAUUCAACGCCAUUUUCCGACUUAUGUUUUGCUGUUGAGUCUCGAGGGUUUGCGCAAAAGUUUUCAAGCUUUUCUGCUGGCAUUUUUUUGAAGAAGCCGAGUGUGCUAAAAGAUUUUUAUUUUUUAAAUGCAUUUAGGUAAAAAUUGAAAAUAUUUUUUUCUGAUUGUUCGGGCAUGAACCGUAAUAUCGAACAUAGAAAUGGUUAUUUUUCAAAUUCCUUACCAAGAAAUUGCAUUUGCCGAUGAGGUGUUCUCGAUUUUUGGGCAGCUGCGUGUUUCCAACUAUCUUCGUUUUCAGAAGUUUGGGUUUUACAGUGGGUUCUCCACAGUUUAUUCAGCAGCGUUUUUCACGAUUCGCGGGAAGUUUUCGUCUUCACAAGCAGCAUUUAGCAAGUGUUCUUUAUUUAACUUCUAAGCCUUGUUGUUAUCACAUGAUAUUGCGGAAAAGGUGAAUGAGCUUUUCACGAGUUACCAGACGUGUUUUGGCAGAAAAGAGAGAAAACUUUGUGCGAACCCUUAUCGGAAGCGUCUUCUGAUUGCUGUUGAGCAGCGUUCCGUUUUGGUGUGGGAAGCACUCCGUGGAAAAUGUGUUCGAUCGCGUCAGAUUUCCUUUUUUUUUUUGCUGUACGAACAAUCCAUUCGUUGUAUUUAACAAAAUAAAAAGCAUGGCUGCUUCGCUGAAAUAGGGAAACUAGAAAUGAAGAGCGUUCCAGGUUUGUGCGAUUCAUUCGGCGAAUUAUUUCGUCCCGUUUUUGUUCGUUCUCCGCAAUAAAACUUCUGAGGGGUUUAUCGGAAAAGUUACUUCAGGGUAGUGCAAAAAGUAGACGAAUAUUUUAGAGUUGUUAAUUCCUGGAUGGUUGAAUGUAAAGCGUUGAAA
Messenger RNA from Notodromas monacha, 5886 nucleotides. The record is from the annotation of a GenBank genome assembly. NCBI's taxonomy places the organism in Eukaryota, Metazoa, Arthropoda, Ostracoda, Podocopida, Cyprididae.